This is a messenger RNA of Pteropus alecto (black flying fox), 2526 nucleotides long. It is a transcript of the gene RGS3, whose product is annotated as regulator of G protein signaling 3. Gene Ontology annotation, cellular component: plasma membrane; nucleus. Gene Ontology annotation, molecular function: protein binding. The coding region runs from base 64 to 1872 and encodes 602 amino acids. The transcript is spliced from 18 exons. Gene Ontology annotation, biological process: signal transduction. The record is from RefSeq and is a predicted model, not a curated record. Lineage: Eukaryota; Metazoa; Chordata; Mammalia; Chiroptera; Pteropodidae.
CCGUGGAGCAACACAGACGCCUCGGGUUACAGGCGCACCCUCCUGUCCCGGAGCGGGGCGGCCAUGGAGCACUCCCUGCACCGCGUCUCUCUCGGGAGCCGGCGUGCCCACCCGGGCUUGUCCUUCUACCUCACCACCUUUGGUCAGCUGAAGCUGUCGAUCGAUGCCCAGGACCGGGUUCUGCUUCUCCACAUCAUAGAAUGCAAAGGCCUGAUGAGCAAACACCCCGGCAUCUGUGAUCCCUACGUGAAGAUUUCUUUGAUCCCUGAAGAUAAUCGACUACGCCAUCAGAAGACGCAGACCAUUCCAAACUGCAGAGACCCAGUCUUCCACGAGCACUUCUUCUUUCCUGUCCAAGAAGAAGAUGAACAGAAACGCCUCCUGGUCACUGUGUGGAACAGGGCAGGUGACUCCAGACAGAGUGGACUCAUUGGCUGCAUGAGUUUUGGGUUGAAGUCCCUCCUGACUCCGGACAAGGAGAUCAGCGGCUGGUACUACCUUCUGGGGAAGGCCCUGGGUCGGACCAAGCACCUGAAGGUGGCCCGGCGGCGACUGCGGCCCCUGAGAGACUUGCGGCUGAGAAUGCCAGGAGAUGGGGACACUGAGAAUGGGGAGAAACUCAAGAUCACCAUCCCGAGGGGGAAAGACGGCUUUGGCUUCACCAUCUGCUGCGAUUCUCCGGUCCGAGUCCAGGCUGUGGAUUCCGGGGGCCCGGCAGAGCGGGCAGGGCUACAGCAGCUGGACACGGUGCUACAGUUGAAUGAGAGGCCUGUGGAGCAUUGGAAAUGCGUAGAGCUGGCCCAUGAGAUUCGGAGCUGCCCCAGUGAAAUCAUCCUGCUCGUGUGGCGCAUGGUCCCCCAGGUCAAGCCGGGGCCAGAUGGUGGGGUCCUGCGGCGGGCCUCUUGCAAGUCCACCCAUGACCUCCAGUCACCCCCCAACAAGCGGGAGAAGAACUGCACCCAUGGGGCCCAGGCACGGCCUGAGCAGCGCCACAGCUGCCACCUGGUAUGUGACAGCUCUGAUGGGCUGCUGCUCGGCGGCUGGGAGCGCUACACCGAGGUGGCCAAGCGCGGGGGCCAGCACACCUUGCCUGCGCUGUCCCGUGCCACUGCCCCCACCGACCCCAACUACAUCAUCCUGGCCCCGCUGAACCCUGGGAGCCAGCUGCUGCGGCCUGUGUACCAGGAGGAUGCCAUCCCUGAAGAAUCAGGCAGUCCCAGUAAAGGGAAGUCCUACACGGGCCUAGGGAAGAAGUCCCGGCUGAUGAAGACGGUGCAGACCAUGAAGGGCCAUGGAAACUACCAGAACUGCCCAGUCAUGAGGCCACACACCCCACACUCAAGCUAUGGCACCUAUGUCACCCUGGCCCCCAAGGUCCUGGUGUUUCCUGUCUUUGUUCAGCCUUUAGAUCUCUGUAACCCUGCCCGGACCCUCCUGUUGUCAGAGGAGCUGCUGCUGUACGAGGGGAGGAACAAGGCUGCAGAGGUGACGCUGUUCGCCUAUUCGGACCUGCUGCUCUUCACCAAGGAGGACGAGCCGGGCCGCUGCAACGUCCUGAGGAACCCCCUCUACCUCCGGAGCGUGAAGCUGCAGGAAGGUUCUUCGGAAGAUCUGAAAUUCUGUGUGCUGUAUCUAGCAGAGAAGGCAGAGUGCUUAUUCACUUUGGAAGCGCACUCACAGGAGCAGAAGAAGAGAGUGUGCUGGUGCCUGUCAGAGAACAUCGCAAAGCAGCAACAGCUGGCAGCCUCUCCCCCACAGAGCAAGAAACUCCACCCUUAUGGCUCUCUCCAGCAGGAGAUGGGGCUGGCCAACUCAACCAAUGCUACCCAGGAUAGAAGCUUUACCUCAUCAGGACAGACUCUGAUUGGCUGAGCAAACCCGAGGGCGGGACUCUGCUUCUGGCAACUUAACCCUUUCUUGGGCAUCCCCUACCACCCAGUAACCUCACCUCAACUGGACCCAAAAAGGAGGACCAAGAUGGUGGGCCUAAGGUCAUUUGAAGAGAGUGGCCCCACGGGUGUGUGUGGACUGGCCUCAGAAGGACCACAGUGGUGCAAGAGGCCCUGUGGGCACAUGCAGACUGGAAUUAGAAAGUCCCAAAUGAAGACAACACAGAAACUUAUUCCCCACAAAGAAGAAAGAGGCGAAAUAGCAUCUGGGCUUCUGGUGGUUCCAGCACCUGCCUCGGGGGCAGCAGGAGAGGCUGGGAGAGGUCGGCCCUGGUGGAGAACAAUGCUAUAACCCUCUGCUGCCAGAAGACACCUUCACUCAUUCGCUCAUCUGUACUCAUUUAUUCAUUCCUUUAUUCAGUGGAUAUUUGGGGGCAUUUACUUUAUGCCAGGCUCUGUGCUAGGAGCUAGGGAUACUGUGGAGAAUGAGAUGGACAUGGUCUCUGCUCUUCUCAAGAUUUCUGCCCUCGUGGGAGUGAGCAUUAAAUAAAUCAACAUACACAUACGUACACACAUGCACUCACGUGAUUACAAACUGUGAUAAUCCAUGAAGGAGAAGAACAGAUUUCUGUAUGAG